This is a messenger RNA of Owenia fusiformis, 2392 nucleotides long. The record is from the annotation of a GenBank genome assembly. NCBI's taxonomy places the organism in Eukaryota, Metazoa, Annelida, Polychaeta, Sabellida, Oweniidae.
CUGCAGAUUUUGCAUGAGAGUGCUGUUUGAUUACUACCUGUGAAUAUACCAAGGCAAAAGAGAACGGAAUGAAUUAUUGCAGAUUAGCUCUGCAUCUUAAUUGCUAGCAAGCACCUGCUAACACAACACAAUGCACUUGAGAGGAUGGAGAAUCUCUAUUUUUAUUGUACCUCGAACUUGAAAACCUACCAAGCACCCAGUGGUAUCUACAUAUCUAAGGCUCAGAUCACCUUUCAGAAUCAAGUUACAGGAUUUAAUCCAGGACUGAGUAUUAUUAGUAUGAACAAAAAUAGAUGAAAGAUAAAGCAAAAGAUUAUGAUGAUAAAGAGAUGGCAGGAGUCUCAGCAGUGCGCUUUGACAGGGCAAAUGACAAUAAAAUGAUGCCACCCAUAAAAACAGGAACGGAUUUUCUCGCUUCCUCUCACUUCCAAAUAUCACAGGAACCAUCUGUCACAGGUGGAGCCUUCAAAAGUAUAUUCAAGAAAGACUAUGUUCCACAUCCAUUUGAUGGGCGCCCAGGUGCAACUAAACCUCCAGCCCCUGCAGAUAUUAUGCACAAAGACAGUGGUCAUUUCUUUGAUAAAAUCUCUGAGACUAAACUAGCAUAUGAGGCAAAACACCUUAACAAACCUGAACUUAGAAAUCAACAUAAUGCUCUCAGUAAAACAAACUUCAAAAUGGACUCUGAUAGAACAAAAUUUUGUAACUUUGACACAACACAUGAUCUGGAAUUUCCUCCUAAAGUUGGACCUGGAUUCCAAAAAGCAGGACCAAAACAAAACCCGAUGGAGAGCUUUAUCCCACAAGGCGACAUAGGAAAAGCCCCUCAACCAAUUUCAGAUUAUAGAGAUCGCUACAGAGGACAUGAUGCAAAUGAGAAUAAAAUUGUUAAAGCUAAAUCUGACCAUUAUGAGGGACCACCAACUGUAAAGGGAGAUAACAGACUUCAUCACUUUGAUACAACACAUAAUGACAUCUACAGAGGGCAAUGGCAGCCAAAACUACCAGCAUUGCCAGCUCCCAUUGGCUCUAAUAUACCCCAAGGUGAUAUGGAUAGGGAGAAUGUCAAGAUGACGGAACAGCAGGAUUCCUACCCAGCAAGAGACCUCUCAAAGUUAGACCCUUACAACAAAGCUGCAACUAUGGGUCGACUGCAAAGAACAAAUUUCCGUCAAGAUGGUGGUCAUAAUGAAUGGGGGACAUACCAAAGUGAACAAAAAGAUCAAUACAGAGCACUAGGACCUAACAUUGACAGAAACAGACCUACCCAACACCGUAACCAUAGCGAUUUCCCAAUUGGUGAUUAUGAUCCCAAGCGCAUGACAGAUCAAGCAUCUUUGACAACUAAUCGGUUCUAUCAUGGGCACAUUCAACAAUAUGGAAGACCAAAGAUUGUCUCAGGAGCAAACAAGAGAACCAGUAGUAAUGUUUGGUUUGGGGAACCCACACAUAAUGACUUAUAUUAUCAGACAACAAUGAAUGAUAAAUAUACCCCCAAGUAUAAAGCACCUUAUAAAUCUCACAGGGACACGGACCAUUCAAAGAGUUCAAUUCCACUAGAUUACUAUGGCAACCUGCAGAAUACACCAACCACAUGGAGUGAUUUCCCUGACCCUAACCAAGGCAAACUCAUCCCCAACCCAGAGGCUAUAGAUAAUCUGAGACGCUCUCACAUACAACCACCAUUAGGAGGCGACAGGCAUUUUAGUACAGAACAUGUGGAUCAAUUCACUCCUAAGAAAACCAACCUCUACCAAGUGACAGAUGCUGGCAAACUGCAGAAAAGCUCAGUGCCAAUAGGAACACUCAAUAUAUAGACUAUCAAUGAAUAUUUCAGUAAUCAUGAAAAAUUAUUGGUAUUCCUCUUGCAAUGAGUAUUGUAGAGGAAGUUUCUGAUUUAAAGGCAUUUAUAAAUUCUGAACUUGCUAUUGAUAAAGCAUUUUAACAAAUAUAUGUAAUCAUGUUAAUUCAGGCUACUUAUCUGAUAUGAGUUUAUAUUUCAGUUUGUGAAAGGUGUCAGAUAUUUAGUUGUGACUUUAGUCUGAAAUAAAUUUCACUGAAUAUUUUCAAGGUCACAUUAUCAAUAUCAUGAUCAAUCUUGUUGGCAGAGUUAGACAGAGUUCAUAAUAAGAUCACUGCCUAUAAAUGCUAUAAAAGUACUCUGAUUGUUGAAGUUCAUUCUUCAAGUAUUUCUAGUAUUUAAUAUAGUUUUGACCAUUUUAAUUGUGAUAAUAAAUCAACCCAACACAAUGUUCAGUCCACUUCUCAUAUGCCAAUGUGUCUUCCGCAAACUGUUUAUAAAUAUGUGUGCAAUAAAAUAUGUACUUUCCGACACAUGUAAAUAAAUUAAACAGAAUAAAAAAUUAUAUUCACUAUAUAACAUUACUGUAAA